Messenger RNA from Penicillium cinerascens, 1057 nucleotides. Its product is annotated as cytochrome b5 reductase family protein. Gene Ontology annotation, molecular function: cytochrome-b5 reductase activity, acting on NAD(P)H. The record is from RefSeq and is a predicted model, not a curated record. The transcript is spliced from 4 exons. The coding region runs from base 1 to 996 and encodes 331 amino acids. Gene Ontology annotation, biological process: ergosterol biosynthetic process. NCBI's taxonomy places the organism in Eukaryota, Fungi, Ascomycota, Eurotiomycetes, Eurotiales, Aspergillaceae.
AUGUUCGCUCGUCAGACUCUCCGCUAUGCGCAGCCUCUGAAGCAGAGCUUCCGCAAGUACUCUACGGAGGCGCCCAAGGCCGCUGGGGGUGCUGCUCCCCCUCCUCCCCCUCCCAAGAAGUCCAACUUGACCCCCAUCUACGUCGGUGUUGGUCUUGCCGGUGUCGGUGCUGGUCUGUACCGUUACUACGGCAGCGGUCCUAUCGAGCCCAAGGACCGUCCCAAGGUCUUCAACGGCGAGGACUGGGUGGACCUUAAGGUUGCAAGCAUUGAGAACCUGAGCCACAAUACCAAGAAGCUGCGCUUCGAGUUUGAGGACAAGGAGGCUGUCUCUGGUCUCCAAGUUGCCUCUGCUCUGUUGACCCGUUUCAAGCCCGAGGGUGCUGAGAAGAACGUCCUCCGUCCCUACACUCCCACCAGCGAUGAGGAUACUCCUGGCUACCUCGAGCUCGUGGUCAAGGCCUACCCCAACGGCCCCAUGUCCCAGCACAUCCACUCCCUGAACGUCGACCAGCGUCUGUCCUUCAAGGGCCCUCUUCCCAAGUACCCCUGGGAGGCUAACAAGCACGACCACAUUGCCCUGAUUGCCGGUGGUACUGGUAUCACCCCGAUGUACCAGCUGGCUCGCCAGAUCUUCAAGAACCCCGACGACCGCACCAAGGUGACUCUGGUGUUCGGUAACGUGAGCGAGGACGACAUCCUGCUGAAGAAGGAGCUCCAGGAUCUGGAGAACACCUACCCCCAGCGCUUCCGCGCCUUCUACGUCCUGGACAACCCUCCCAAGGAGUGGACCGGCGGCAAGGGCUUCAUCAACAAGGAGCUGCUGAAGACCGUUCUGCCCGAGCCCAAGGAGGAGAACAUCAAGCUCUUCGUUUGUGGCCCGCCCGGUCUGUACAAGGCCAUCUCUGGCGGCAAGGUCAGCCCCAAGGAUCAGGGCGAGCUGUCCGGUGUCCUGCAGGAGCUGGGCUACAGCAAGGAGCAGGUUUUCAAGUUUUAGAGCACUAGAAUAUAGAGCCGGUGCGGGAUGCGAGACCGCUGAGUACAUUGAUGCAUUUGUU